This is a messenger RNA of Echinococcus granulosus, 423 nucleotides long. RefSeq lists its product as hypothetical. The transcript has 2 exons. Lineage: Eukaryota; Metazoa; Platyhelminthes; Cestoda; Cyclophyllidea; Taeniidae. The record is from RefSeq and is a predicted model, not a curated record. The coding region runs from base 1 to 423 and encodes 140 amino acids.
AUGGCUCUGAUGUUAGACCGCCCGGCAUUGCAAUGUCGGGAACCCCAAAUCGCCCGUUUCCGAAUCCGGGAGUUAAUCAACGAACGUAUUGCAAAGCCCCUCCCCACUUAUGAACGUCGUCCACGGCGUACCUCCUGCACAUCGCAACGUAAUCGAUGCUGUGCAAAACAUCCAAGACCCGAGCGUUCCAGCUGUCGAUGUCUAAUGCCAUCGAGAAGAUGCUUGACUGAGAAAAAGGAAUGUUUAUUGGCAAAGAGAACAGUGGAGAAGCAGACAAUGGUGCCGAGUUUGAUGUCAUCGUCGAUGCAGACGCUGAGGGCUCAGGAUCGUGUGGCUGCGGACUUCGAGUCUGCAGCUGACGACCAUCUAGUUAGUGCUGGAUCGGUGGACGACAGACCAAGCUCAUCUUGUACAGUCUCUUGA